This is a messenger RNA of Copidosoma floridanum, 2077 nucleotides long. It is a transcript of the gene Art7, whose product is annotated as arginine methyltransferase 7. The record is from RefSeq and is a predicted model, not a curated record. Gene Ontology annotation, molecular function: protein-arginine N-methyltransferase activity; histone methyltransferase activity. Gene Ontology annotation, biological process: peptidyl-arginine methylation, to asymmetrical-dimethyl arginine; chromatin remodeling. Lineage: Eukaryota; Metazoa; Arthropoda; Insecta; Hymenoptera; Encyrtidae.
AUGAGUAUUUUUACUCAAAACAUAAACCCAAUUACUGGGACCCAAACAUGGGAGGAAAGAGAUACAGAUUAUGAUUACUAUCAAGAAAUUGCAAGAUCAGCCUUUGCUGACAUGUUGCAUGACCACGAGAGAAAUGUAAAGUAUUAUCUAGGUCUCAAAGCAGCUAUUGAAAAAAAGCAUAAAGCAGGUCAAGAAGCAAAUGUUUUGGAUAUUGGAACUGGAACAGGUUUGUUGUCCAUGAUGGCAGCACAAUUGGGUGCUGAUAGUAUAGUAGCUUGCGAAACUUUUAAACCAAUUGCAGAAUGUGCCAAAAAAAUAAUAGAAAAAAAUGGUUUUGGUGAUAAAAUUAAAUUAAUUUAUAAAAGGUCUACCAAGUUGACAGUUGGAAAAGAUGGUGAUUUAUUGAAAAGAGCAAACAUAUUGGUUACAGAAGUAUUUGAUACAGAACUUAUAGGAGAGGGUGCUCUUUCAACUUUCCAACAUGCUCAAGAUAUCCUUUUAGAGAAAGAUUGCAUUGUUAUACCUAGCAGUGGGACUAUUUAUGCUCAAGUAGUUGAAAGUACAUUUGUCAAACGAUGGAAUAGAGUUGAUCCUUUAAAACAUAAUAAUAGUGAAACUACCUUGAUCGAAGCUCCUGAUGUGACACAAAGUUGUUCCGGAGCUUCAUCUGUGCAUGAUAUACAACUUUCGCAGUUACCCCAAAAUUCUUUCACUGCAUUGACAGAACCACUGCCAAUGUUUGCAUUUGAUUGGACUGGUAGGAUUAGUUUGAAACUCAACGAUAAAGUAGUUCUUAGUGUUAAACCUAUAGUUGGAGGAACGGCUCAUGCUAUUUUUAUUUGGUGGGACUUAGAUAUGGAUAUGGAUGGCCAGAUCAAAUUAAGUUGUGCUCCAGUUUGGGCGCAUCCAGAUGUGCAGACUAAAUUAAAGAAUGACAUAAAAUAUGAAAAACUGGCAGAUCAAAUCCCAUGGAGAGAUCACUGGAUGCAAGCUGUUUAUUAUUUACCGAAUGACUAUUAUGUAACACCAGAAAAAGAAAUUUCUCUUACUGGUUACCAUGACGAGUAUUCCUUUUGGUUUUCUUUGAACAACACAUCUAAAAACGAAAACUUAAAAAGACCAAUAUGCGAAUGCUACACUCACCUAGCCCUCUCCAGGACUCGUAUUGGUCAGUGGAAUGACGAGAAAAGAAACAAUAAAUUCUUGGAAGCAAUAUCUAAAAAAAUUAAUCCAGACUCGGUGUGUCUCUGUUUUACUGAUACGUCACUCUUAGGUCUUUCAAUUGCAAAAAUGGGAGUUAAAAAAGUGUACUUAUAUGAGAUUAAUUCUCUGUCUUGUAAAACAAUCAAAAUGUACGUGAAGAAGAACAAUCUUGCCGACAAAGUGACGAUUGUCGAUUCAGCUGAUAAAUUACCUUCAAAUGACGAAGUCACACUUAUUUUUGGUGAACCUUACUUUGUCUCGUCCAUAUUACCUUGGGAUAACUUGCAUUUUUGGUAUCUUGCUUCUAAAUACCCACAAAGUAUUUCUCGUGUUCCUUACAGAGCUGUGAUAAAAGGUAUUGUGGUAGAUUUUAAGGAUCUUCAUAAAAUUCGAGCCCCUCUAGGAAUCUGCGAAGGUUUUGAUCUGACAAUUUUUGAUGAUUUGGUACAGUCUUCAAGUGCAAAGGCAGAUAGUCCAGUAGAAGCUCAACCUCUUUGGGAGUAUCCAGGAACGGCACUUAGCUUACCUUUUACAAUAGCAGACUUCAAUCUUAAUGAAAACGUCCAGCAACUAAGUCGGAUUGACGUGAACUGCAGUACUCCAAUUGUCACAAAUGGUACAUACAAUGGAAUUGCGAUCUGGUUAGAUUGGCACUUAGAUGAAGAUACAGUUGUAUCAAGCGGUCCUACUGAAGAUAUAUUUCCUGGAAAAAGAAUAUCAUGGGAUCCUUAUACCAGACAAGGAGUUCACUUACCUCCAAAUACCGAAAAAGUAACUAACGAAAACACUCUUGAAACAUUUUUCAAAUUUAAUCCACAAGAAGGGACAUUGCGAUUCAAUUUUAAAAUGAUAAAAAAAGGUGAAUAAAAAUACU